Molecule: messenger RNA, 2813 nt
Organism: Momordica charantia (bitter melon)
Lineage: Eukaryota; Viridiplantae; Streptophyta; Magnoliopsida; Cucurbitales; Cucurbitaceae
Product: aconitate hydratase, cytoplasmic
Source: RefSeq, a predicted model, not a curated record
AAAACAAUUUAAAAAAGAAAGAAGCUUAUUUUUUAAAAUGCAAUGGGUACCAAAUAGGAUAAAUAGGAAUGCCUUAAGGCUUAAGCUAUUACUUUUGCAGCCUAUGAGCAUGGUGUUGCCUGGGGUGGUGGUAUUCAAGUUGAAAGGAAAACUGAAAGAUGGUGUGACAGCCACUGACUUGGUCUUGACAGUAACUCAAAUGCUCAGAAAACAUGGGGUUGUUGGAAAAUUUGUAGAGUUCUAUGGGGAAGGCAUGAGUGAAAUUUCUUUAGCAGACAGAGCCACCAUUGCUAAUAUGUCUCCCGAUUAUGGUGCAACAAUGGGUUCCUUUCCUGUGGAUCAUGUCACCUUGCAGUAUCUGAAACUCACUGGCAGAACUGAUGAAACUGUUUGUAUGAUAGAGUUUUACUUGAGGGCUAAUAAGAUGUUUGUGGACUAUAAUGAGCAACUGGAAGAGAGAGUUUACUCCUCUCAUCUAGAGCUCAAUCUUGAGGACGUCGAACCAUGUGUUUCGGGCCCUAAAAGGCCACAUGAUCGGGUCCCUUUAAGAGAAAUGAAAGAAGAUUGGAAUUCAUGUCUAAACAACAGGGUUGGAUUUAAGAGCUUUGCCAUACCAAAGGAAUCACAAACUAAAGUUGUGGAGUUCAGUUUUCAUGGAAAACCAGCUGCGCUUAGGCAUGGUGAUGUUGUAAUAGCAGCUAUUACCAGCUGCACCAAUACCUCCAAUCCUAGUAUAAUGCUUGGAGCUGCUUUGGUUGCUAAGAAAGCUUGUGAACUUGGUUUAGAGGUUAAGCCUUGGAUAAAGACCAGUCUUGCUCCAGGUUCAAAGGUGGUAACCAAAUACUUGCAAAAGAGGUGCGCACCAUUAGACUCUCCUAAUGCACUCCUGAUGUUAGAUGAGAAUGGAUUGCAGAAGUAUUUAGAUCAGCUGGGGUUCAAUACUGUUGAGUAUGGAUGCACAACAUGCAUUGGUAAUUCAGGCGAUCUUGAUGAAGAAGUAGCAUCUGCAAUUACAGAAAAUGAUAUUGUAGCAGCGGCUGUUCUGUCUGGAAACAGGAACUUCGAGGGCCGUGUACACCCUUUAACAAGGGCCAAUUAUCUUGCCUCUCCUCCUCUUGUGGUCGCCUAUGCUCUUGCUGGCACGGUGCACAUUGAUUUUGAAAAUGAACCUAUUGGAGUUGGAAAGGAAGAGAAGAAGAUAUUUCUCAGGGAUAUUUGGCCAUCAAGUGUAGAAACAACACGUGUUGUAGAAUCAAACGUCUUGCCUGAUACGUUUUGGGAAGUAUAUGAAGCAAUCGACAAAGGCAAUUCAACGUGGAAUCAAUUAACUGUACCUUCUGGAACUUUGUACGAUUGGGACCCAUCAUCGACUUAUACACAAGAGCCUCCUUUCUUCAAAGACAUGACCAUGUGUCCUCCUGGACCCCAUGCUGUGAAGGAUGCUUACUGUUUGCUCAGCUUUGAAGACAGCAUCACAACGGACCAUAUCUCACCAUCUGGUAGCAUCCACAAAGACAGCACAGCUGCCAGAUACCUAAUGGAUCACGGGGUUAAUCGAAAAGACUUCCAUUCUUAUGGAAGUCGUCGUGGCAACCACGAGGUGAUGAUCCGUGGUACUUUUGCCAAUAUAAGACUUGUCAACAAGCUAUUGGAUGGAGAAGUUGGACCUAGAACUAUUCAAUUUCCUACUGGAGAUAAACUUUCCGUCUUUGAUGCUGCCGUGAGAUACAGGAGUGAGGGUCAUGAUACUAUUAUCCUUGCUGGAGCUGAGUAUGGAAGUGGGAGUUCCCGAGAUUGGGCUGCUAAGGGACCAAUGCUUCUCGGAGUAAAAGCAGUGAUUGCUAAAAGCUUUGAGCAUACACAUCGUAGUAAUUUGGUGGGAAUGGGCAUAAUCCCUAUCUGCUUUAAGCAAGGAGAGGAUGCAGAAUCUCUUGGACUGACUGGCCGCGAACGCUAUAGUGUUAAAAUUCCAAAUAACAUCAAGGAUCUCAGACCAUGUCAAGAUAUUACUGUGAUGGCAGCAGCUGAAAAUAGGAAGUCCUUUCAGUGCACACUUAGAUUUGAUACAGAGGUCGAACUCACUUAUUUUGAUCAUGGAGGAAUUCUACACUACGUGAUCAGAAAUUUGAUCAGCACACGAGAAUAAGUCAAUAACAAGGCCGGGUUGGAUGAUCAAAUAAUCUGAAUGUAGAAUAUUUCCCGGAGAGCAUUCCUCUUCUUAUUCUAUAUAGUAACAAUCAGGUCAGGUCUCCACAUUUCUACAAUAGAAUUACAAGCAUCCAGCAUAUGAACAAAUUUUCUUUCGUUUUCCUGCUUAUGUGUAUGUUAAGAGUAUUGGAAAGGAUGGUAAAAUUGAAAGAAGACAAGUGAGAUACCUGUCAAUGCCUGCCCUGUCCAGUGUCUGGAAAAGAAAAAGAGGAGCCCUCCCCUUCCUCUUGAUUUGCGUCCUUGCUUUUUGACAUUGAUCAAAUGCAAAAAUGAAUCUCUUCCAGCCUACGGUUAGUUGUUGAUAUGAUCGAAAGUGAUUAGCUACUUAGAGGUAACGGUAAAGUUGAACUUGCCGGUGCAAGAGCUAGUAAGGGUGAGGCAGCUAUCGGGAUUGCAUUUAAUUUGGCAGUUCAUCAUCUAAUUAUGCAGAUGUUUAAGAAACAAUUGGUCUGUCAACUACAUCUGUAAUAGUUCAUGUCAGCUUUGAGUAGCAGGAUUCGAAGUAAGAAUUAGUCCAGCUACAGGAGCUUGAUGACAAACAUUUAACUGAAUUUCACUUGCUUAAGUCAUGCUCAGACAUUUCUUUUAUUAGAGAUUAGAAAAAA